AUGGAAGAUCUUCGUGCAAAGAUGAUGGCUGAAAUCAAGCAAUUGAAGAAAAAGAUAGGAGGAGGAAGAUUAGAAGAGGUAAUGAGAGAAGCUAACACUACGCCACUAACUCCGCGCCUAGCCAAAGCACUCAUACCAAAGAAAUGUCCAAUUCCAGCGUUCGAAUGCUACGAUGGAUCCUGCGAUCCCGCAUCUCAUCUUCGAUAUUAUAAUCGUAUGCUAGCUCGAUGGGAUCAGGAGGAUGUGGUCCUCUGUAGGCACUUCCCUCCAAGUAUGAAUGGAUCGACCCUAUCCUGGUUUGAUAACCUUCCUCCCGACUUCAUCAACUCCUUUGACCAGCUCACCGAGAAGUUUUUGAGAACUUACAUGUACAACAAGGCUGUUCACGCCGGUAUGGACAAGUUAUUCUCGUUGGAAGUCAGGUACAAGGAGACAACAAGAGAGUACACGGAUAGAUGGCACAAGAUCUGUCAAGCUAUAGGAAAUGUGGAUCCGGUGGUCAGCAUCAACUGUUAUAAGUGGGGAUUGGAUAGGAUGAGCCCACUAUUUGUCGAGAUUCACGGUAGUGUGCCCACAAAUGAGGGAGACCUUCGAGUAAUCAUCGAGAAGCACGCCAUGUUAGAAGAGAUCCAGCGGGAGAAUCCUAGAGCCCAGACUCAAAGAUCCCAUCGAACUAACUCAGCAGAGCAAGCUAGCGGAUCAAAAAGAGCUAGUUCAACCGAACGUCCAACCGAAGAUAGGAGAGGACGAAGGGAGGAUCGUCGACAUGAUGAUCGAAAAUUCGAAGAUCAAGUCUAUACGAAGCUAAACACCAGUUAUGCUCGAAUCUUAAGAGAAAUUAAGGGUCGGGAAAACUUGGAAUGGCCAUGGUCCAAAGGAAAGCAGCCCCCAAGAUCCGAAAAGUCAAAGGAUUACUACGAAUAUUACUGCUUCAAUGGGCACCAGACCGAUAAAUGCAAGAAUCUAAAGAUAAUGAUCCAAAAGCUCAUUGACGCGGGAGAUCUCAAGUAG
Messenger RNA from Papaver somniferum (opium poppy), 1011 nucleotides. RefSeq lists its product as uncharacterized. The record is from RefSeq and is a predicted model, not a curated record. The coding region runs from base 1 to 1011 and encodes 336 amino acids. Lineage: Eukaryota; Viridiplantae; Streptophyta; Magnoliopsida; Ranunculales; Papaveraceae. The transcript has a single exon.